Messenger RNA from Formica exsecta, 1176 nucleotides. RefSeq names its product odorant receptor Or2-like. Gene Ontology annotation, molecular function: olfactory receptor activity; odorant binding. Gene Ontology annotation, cellular component: plasma membrane. The transcript is spliced from 9 exons. The record is from RefSeq and is a predicted model, not a curated record. NCBI's taxonomy places the organism in Eukaryota, Metazoa, Arthropoda, Insecta, Hymenoptera, Formicidae. Bases 1 to 1176 code for a protein of 391 amino acids. Gene Ontology annotation, biological process: sensory perception of smell; detection of chemical stimulus involved in sensory perception of smell.
AUGGAACAUCCCGAGGAGCGCUACUACAAGUUAAACCGAUUUCUUUUAUCGGUUACUGGGUUAUGGCCUUUUCAAAGCGAGUGGAGCGCUCGUUUUACAAGGACCGUUAUCACUGUUGUCAUGUUAUUAUGUAUAUUUGCUCAGAUAUCGAGUAUAUUUACAUCCGAUGUCAAUAUGGAUUUUUUUAUCGAAUUAUUACCAAUGCUUGUACCUACAGUAGGUAAUCUGUGCCAGUUGUAUACACGUAUUGUUCACAUAGACAAAUUUAAAGAAUUAUUUGAGCAUAUGUGGAACGAUUGGGCGCUGCAAAAGACAGACGAUGAGAUCCAGAUCAUGCAUCAACAUGCUGAAACCACGAAAUUAUUAACGAUUUAUCAUUCGCUUUUGAUGUGUAUGAUUGUAAUGGGAUACGCUAUAUGGCUGUUUACGCCAGAAAUUUUCGGCGUUGUAUUGCCUAUAAACGAAUCUCGUCAACGAAUGCAAACCAUUCACGUGGAAUUUUAUAUUGAUACAGAGCGGUAUCUUUACCUUAUUCUAUUCUACAUGUGCAUCGUGAUUUUUCUUGCACCAUUAGUUCUUCUUGCCAGUUCCUCUUUAUAUUUGGUUCUCACACAACACGUUUGCGGCAUGUGCGAAUUGCUAGGGUAUCGCGCAGAGCGAUUAUUUUACGUUAUCAAGGAUACGGCGGAACACGAUUUAAAUCACGGGACGAAAAUAAAUCGCGAAAAUAUAGCCGCUUUUGUACGACUGCAUUACAGCGUUAUACAAUUUGUUAAUACGAUCGAAACUUGUCAUACAAUACCAUUUCUAAUGGACCUCGUAGGAAUAGUGAUUGCACUAAGUCUUUCUUUAAUACAGAUACUAACUAUUUUCGAAAAUAUAGAACGAGCUUGCACCUCUAUUAGUUUCAUAAUUGCAACAUUGUGCUAUCUGAUCAUACCUAAUUACAUGGGACAGAAAGUCACAGAUAUGAGCUCGAGCAUAUGUGAGAAAGUAUACAAUUCUGCUUGGUACGAUGCAGAUGUUUCAGAGCAAAAAUCAUUAUUGUUAAUAAUGAGCCGACGAUUGCACCCGCUCAUCUUGACUGCCUGCAAGUUUUAUCCGAUGUCUUUGCCGAGUUUUGAAAUGAUACUUCAAAUGGGGAUCUCCUAUUGCAUGUUUAUGAGACAAGUAUGA